UUGUAUCACGGGAGAGAAGUCGUAAAGAACAAUAGCCGUUGGUGGAAAAACAUCAACAGUAUACAUGGCUGUGUUUACGAAGUUCUUGAACUGUCGUACAACCAGCUUGAUACUCCGUUUGAUGUUACUGUUACUUUUGCCGUUGAGAACGAAGGGCUUGGUGAAACUGCCACCAAAUAUUUCAAUUCCCGCAGUAAUAGGUUUCGGAGAUUCGAUCAUUGACCCCGGCAACAACAACAAGGUUAAAACGCUGGUGAAGUGUAACUUCCCUCCUUACGGUAAAGACUUCGACGGAGGAAUUCCAACCGGUCGAUUUUGCAACGGAAAAAUUCCAUCGGAUUUGCUAGUUGAAGAACUGGGUAUCAAGAAGCUUUUACCAGCUUAUUUGGAUCCAAAUCUCAAGCCAGACGACCUUCUCACCGGAGUGUGCUUUGCUUCCGGUGCUUCCGGAUACGAUCCUUUAACGCCAAAAAUAGCGUCGGUGAUAUCAAUGUCCGAACAACUAGAAAUGUUCAAGGAAUACGUAGAGAAGCUGAAACAAAUUGUUGGAGUGGAUAGAACCAACUUCAUCUUAGCAAACAGUUUUUUCCUUGUGGUAGCUGGAAGUGAUGACAUUGCAAACACGUAUUUUGUCGCUCGCGCUCGUCAAUUACAGUAUGAUAUUCCUGCUUACACAGAUCUCAUGUGCAAUUCCGCUUCUGAUUUCGUGAAGGAAUUAUAUGGACUCGGAGCACGAAGAAUCGGAGUAUUAAGUGCACCACCGAUCGGUUGCGUUCCGUCGCAAAGAACACUUGCCGGAGGCUUAGAAAGAGAGUGCGCAGGGGACUACAAUUACGCGGCCAAGUUAUUUAACUCUAAACUCUCAAGCAAGCUUGAUUCUCUGAGUGACUUGGCCGAUAGUAGGAUCGUUUACAUUGACGUUUACAACCCCCUAAUGGAUAUCAUUGUGAACUACAAAAGCUAUGGCUACGAAGUUAUGGACAAAGGCUGCUGUGGCACAGGGAAAUUGGAGGUUGCUGUUCUCUGCAACCGUUUGGAUGCAACUUGUUCCGAUGCUUCCAAAUACGUGUUUUGGGAUAGUUAUCAUCCUACUGAAAAAGUAUACAAACAGCUCGUAGCCCAGAUCCUUCAAAACUAUUUAAGUCGCUUCUUCUGAGUUUCUCAAGAUUCGCCUCACGCCAUAUGCAUGGCAUUAAUUAUAAGUGUGCAAGUGUAUAUCUAUCAUAAGAACGGCCUUCCUUUCCUGCACUCCUAUCAUUUAUUGUUAUUUCUCUUUCUUAAUUUUAUAAAUAAGAGUGCUACAA
This is a messenger RNA of Vigna radiata var. radiata (mung bean), 1304 nucleotides long. Its product is annotated as GDSL esterase/lipase EXL3. Gene Ontology annotation, cellular component: extracellular region. The transcript has 5 exons. Gene Ontology annotation, molecular function: hydrolase activity, acting on ester bonds. The record is from RefSeq and is a predicted model, not a curated record. NCBI's taxonomy places the organism in Eukaryota, Viridiplantae, Streptophyta, Magnoliopsida, Fabales, Fabaceae. Bases 65 to 1156 code for a protein of 363 amino acids.